This is a messenger RNA of Leishmania major strain Friedlin, 1872 nucleotides long. RefSeq names its product RNA editing comple protein MP63. The coding region runs from base 1 to 1872 and encodes 623 amino acids. The record is from RefSeq and is a predicted model, not a curated record. Lineage: Eukaryota; Euglenozoa; Kinetoplastea; Trypanosomatida; Trypanosomatidae. The transcript has a single exon.
AUGACGAUGAAGAGGCGGAUCGGUGUCUUGGCCGCUGCUGCAGCGAGCCGCUGCGCGCUGCGCCGGCUGCACCACGUGUCGUCUCGGCCCUUGCACGCGUCGGGUGCUGUCGCCUCCGCGAAAGGCGCCUCAAAUGCCGCUCUGUUGGGGGCUGUGCGGAAUCAAAGUGCCGUCCCGGACCGGCGCUUCCACUGCAGCGUUUGCAAAAAGUCGUUUCGCUUAGAGAUGGCGGCAAAGCUGCACCUUCAGCAGGUGCACAGCGGUGAGGGCGCGGUGGAGGCAGGCGCUGGUCCCGGACAGGGAGAGGAUCAGGCGUCGCAGACCCCGGUGGGUGUAUUUCGUAAUGCGCCUCCGCAGGCACCAACCGUCGUUACACCGAUCGUGCCAGACACUCACGAGCGCGCUGCGCGCCGUGAGAAGCCGGCACCAAAGCCACUUCACCAAGCCGAACGCGAGGUGCCAGGUAUUGUGAUGGAAAAGAUGCUCUCUGUAUGGGAUGACACAGGGGUGAAGCGGAUGGGGGAUCAGUUUGUUCACAGUAGCAUGGUAAUGCGCGUGUUUGCCGCUCGCCCGUCUGACAGCGCCGAGCCGUUGUACGGCGUCAUGAAUCCAGAGGGUGAGAACCCGUUCGAGGGUGGCCCGUAUGCCCCCGACGUGGCUGGUUCUAUCACGAAGGACGAGGUCAAAUUUUACAACAUCGGUAUAGGUGACGCGUUUGCGCUGGCGUGUGGCGAGUCUUUCGGUCCAUUGCGUCCUGCUCGGUGCCCAAACCCAUUCCUCCGAAAACUAGCAAAGGAUGCUGCGAAAACCGCCCCAAGGGUGGGGUUGGCAGAGCAGCAAACGGCGCCGGUAACACCGUUCGGACAGCUCCCCAUGUUUGGGCAGACUCCGUCUCCUGCUACGGCCCCAGCUCCCAGCGCCGCCGAGGAACCGUCGACCACGAUCAACAGCGUCGUCUCUUCCCCCUUCGCCGCCGGCGCCAACGACUCGCCUUUUGCUGGGACGACGGACUUUCCGUUUGCUGGGCAAGGGCUCUCUCCGUUCGGAUCGGUGAAGGAGCCAGCAGAUCAGGCCGCUGCCGAGCCCGGGAUUGCCGCGCGAUCGGCGGCCUCGUCGGAGGCGCCGGCCUCACCGUUCGUGGCUGCAUCUAGUGCUCUUCCUCCGUCCCCGUUCGCCGCAGCUCCGAGCCCUUUCACCGAAUCUUCUGGGGCAGCAGCCCCGUAUGCUGCGAGGGACGCAGCCGCGGUGGCAAGCGGCGCUGAGGGUCAUGACGCCGCCUUCUUUUCCUCUUCCGCCGCGUCUUCCGUGAGCGCGCCGGCUGAGGUGGCGCCCGCACCGACGCAUGUGUGUACCGUUUGCAAGAAGAACUUUUCGACGUAUGACGGCCUUCGAAUGCAUAGCAAGGCCAAGCAUGGGGAGGAGCUGCCGAAGGGGCGGCGAAACGGGAAGCGCGAGGUUCCGGACUUACCAGCUUUCAUUCCCAGUCCGGUGGACCUCACGAUGACGUCACCCUUCGGCUCGUCGGCGCAACGGUCGGCGUGGACGGAAGUGGAGCUGAAACCGUACGCGCAGUCUGUGAGUAACAUUACUGUGGCGGGCCGCGUGCUGGAUAGCGAAGUUUUGAGUGACGGGGCGUUGCUUUUGUCGCUUUUCGUCCGCGACUCGGCCGAAAGCGAGUCUGAGGUAAUUCCUGUUCGAUGCACCUCAGCUGCCUUUAGAACGCUUGGCAGAACGCUCGUGUAUGGCGAUCUCGUGUUCGCCUGUGGUUCGCUGCGCGUUUUGCCAUUUACGGAUAAGAAAACACAAAAGAGAUACUCCUCGGCAGUCGUGCACGUGGGUCUUCCAACUGGCAUGAUUGCCAAACUGAAUUGA